GUCUAUCAAUCUGCCCGAAACCCGACGACUUAUCUGAUAUGCAGGUGAUAGGUGUUUUUGUCUCGUUUCAUUUACACCUUAUACAUUAAUUAGAUAACACACCAAAAUCCAAUUUCGACUCCCCAUUCAUUAAUGAUGAUCCAUGCCGAACCGAGAAGCGUCACGGACGUGUUUCCCUAGCGACGAGGUCAGAGGUCGCCAUAGGACUGUAAACAAAUCACAUCCCACAACCGCUCUGUAAACCGGAAAGAGGUCUCAACGAAAAGACAGAAUGUAAAAUGCGUUUGCAUAUCGGUGUUUUUUCUGUGACAAAUACUGGAAAAGUAAGAUGACAACUGCUACUAUGUCAACGCAGUCUGUUGAAACGAAGAAUUUAGAACAGGCUAAACAUUUCAAUUUCUACAGAAAUGGUGACAGGUAUUUUCCCGGACGCCGUUACACGUGGAAUAGGCGAGCCGUGCGAACUUUUGAAGCGUUUCUCGGAGAAGUCACACACUGUGUCAAGCUUCAAACUGGAGCUGUGCGGAAAUUAUACACACCCAAUGGAGGCCACAGGGUUAAAGAUUUGUCCAGCAUGCAAGAUGGAGGGUCGUAUGUGGCAGCAGGUCAAGAUUCGUUUAAACCCCUCGAAUACACAUCUAUAGACCCAAGACCCCGAAAUAGAAAGCCUAUUAAUUACAACGAUGUGCCACCAGUGUAUCACUGCAAGCGGCAAGUAUCCGGCAGAAUCAAGCGAGCUCAGACACAGUCCAUCAUAAUCAAAUGCUGGUCGAACGGGGAAGACAUAAAUGAGCCUCAUCGGAUUCUGCUGACGCCAUGGAUGCAGCGAGACUGGAACCACGUGCUCAACGCGUGCACCGAAUGUCUCGGCAGCGAGUUGAACGCAGCAGUACACAAACUGUACACGCGCGACGGCUACCCCGUCGAGAAGCUGGAGGAACUGGAACACGGCGGCCGCUACGUCUGCGUCCCCACCUUCAGGGGAUUCAAGCGUGUCGACUACAAGGACACUGGCAUGAAGAACCUUCUGACGUCACCACGACUUGAUGGAAGAUUCAGGUCUUUACCUCCGUUGAGUCGGGACUCGAAAACUAGCACUAACCAAUCUUCACCCGUCCACUCGCAGCCUGCCUCGGAAAAUGGCUACCCGUACACUAAAAGAUACCGUCGCAACCAUCAUCAUCAGCCUAAGAGAGAAGAAGACAGCGUUUUCCCCGCCAAGCCGAUCGCUCACAAACGCAGCUCGGAACGAAACAAACGCACGCAGGAGGUCAACUACGAUAAAGAUGAAGGCGGUGUUUUCAAGUCGAAAAGCCGAAAUAAUGAAACGAAGGGAGCGGAGGAAGUGAAGGAAUCGCGCGACACUAAAGUUGACCUCCCAAUAGACCAGGUGACUGCCGAAGAGGUUAAGGACGAAGACGACUACUCUAGCUUGCACGAUGAGAGCGGAAUUGAGUCGGCUAACCCCCCGACGGAGGAGUAUUACGAGGAGGAAAAUAUUCAUGACAACAAAGUAAAUGGCAACAACGGCCGGCCCGACCAGGCGCGAAACACUCGAAACGGCGCGGCAAACAACACUGCACCACAGCGUAACACUGUCGCUAAGACAAACAGCAAGAGGAACGUCCAGCCAGCACCCAAACAGCAGGCCAAGGAUGAAGAUCGUAACGACAGAACUCAAAACCGUAACAAACCUGACAAGACGCAGGAUCGUACUCAGCCCGACAGAACUCAAAACAAUAGCAAACCUGACAGGACUCAAGAUCGUGCUCAGCCCGACAAAACUCAAGACCGUAACGAAGACAGUCGGCCUGAGAAAAAGGACAGCGGCAAAGCGAAUCAGGCGCGUAAGGAAGAAGACCGCAAACAGGCAAACGCAAAGCGCAAAGAAGAAGAACAGAAGUCAAAAGAUGCGAAAGGGAAACCACAGACUAAAAAGAACGGGAAGCCUGCCACAAAAUCAGCGAAGGACAAAGAGCCAGAAGUAGACAAGAACCAGGAUGAGGCUGCCCUUACGAUCCAACGUCACUACCGCGGAUACCGCUCAAGACAAGAGACAAAACAUCAACGUGAGACGACGAGACGAACUGAGAGAGAAGACGAAGCUCAACGUGAGGAGCGCGAUCUCUCCCCCCCGCGUUGGGAGGACCGGGACUCUGUACAACAGAGAGUCAAGGAGGAGGAGGCGGCCAUCAGAAUACAGGCAGGCGUCCGCGGCUACCAGACACGCAGACGCCUCAGGAACGAGCGGGAACAGGAGCAGAGCAUCCCACCACCAAGGGAGGCAACUCCACCCAGCCAAAGGGAGACGACUCCGCCGUCGCCGGUGAAGGACUCUCAGAGCCGGGAGGACGAAGCGGCGGCGAAAAUUCAGGCUGGUUACCGUGGUUACCGCACGCGGAAGGAGCUGAGGGGGGCCGGUCGCAAGGAAGAGGAGGGGGGUCGUAGGUCAAGCACGCCGCUAGAAAACAACAAUGUUUCCAAGACUUACGAUCGCGAAGACCUAGAGAACCAGGCGGCCGCCAAGAUUCAGGCCGGUUACCGUGGUUACAGAGUGCGAAAAGGAAUGAAAGCUUAGACGAACUAGACAAGACUGCGAUAGGAAAUGCUACAGAAGACGUUUAUUGCCAGCAACAAGUGGAACAUAGAUUUUUGAUAAAACUAUGAUUUGUGUAUAUACAUAUAUAUAUAUAUAUAUAUAUAUAUGGUCAUCUCUCUUGCACAUACAUUACCUCGCUGAAAUACAAAUUAUUUUCAUAGACUUUCGAAGCAGAUUUUCCGUCUCUAGAAAAAUGUGCUAUACUUGUACAUUGUAUGUAACCAGAAACCAUGUAGUUGCAACUUUUCUUUUUAUUAUUAUUUUUUUUUUUAUUAAAAGUUUGUCUAAUGUAUGCACCUCUGUGAAUUAGGUUUGCAUUAAAUAUGAGAAAAUUGCAGUUUGAUAAAUUUACUCGUCAUCACCAUCAUCUUUGUGUAUGAAUGUUAAAAAAAUGAGGGUUUUUUUUAAUGGAUUUCAGUCCUGAACAUUAAUUGAUAUGUAUACACGUUUUAAAGCAUUAUAAACCAGAGGAGUCCUGAUUUUCUUUUUAAAUUGACAAUCACAAAAUAUUUUAAAGCUAUUAUUCAAUAGUAGUAUGUCUAAUUUAAAAAAAAAGUUAAUAUAAUUUUACAAAAUGCCAGAUUUUUGUAUAUAUGUAUAUUUAUUCAUUUGCAAAUGUAAUUAAGAAAAUACAUACAAAAUUAAUUAAGUGGUUUAAAAGUUCUUAGUAUUAAAUUGGAAAAGCACUGGAAGAGAUACUGGUAGUUAUCUCCCAUGUACAGUUUUAUUUAGAAUUGCCUCCCUUUCUGUCUUAUUUAAACACCAUGUUACAGAAAGUAACAGGUUUAUAACUAUCACAGAAAGGGAGGGAAGGUUGUUUAACUUCUUACGUCCAAAAAUAAGAAAAGACUAAGUUUGUAAAUGAAUUAAAAGAAAAAAACAAGUUACAUUUUAACAGAUUCAACAUUUCAUAUCUAUCCAAUAAGUUUGAUUCAUAACAUUUAUUCUUUUGUCCUACUGUAUUCAGAUGUAUUAUUUUUCACUAUUGUGAAAUUUUCGCCAGAAAUAUGGCAACGAAUUUUACAUUUCAUCUUCCUUAACGAAAGCAUAUCAUUUGUUGAAGCCAUUAUAUUAAUUUACAUACCUAUAUUUAUCUGCAUUUUAAUAAUAUCGUGGUAAAUAUAUUUUCCAUUUUUGUUUGUGUGAUAACUAUAUAGAAUAUGCAUAUUUAGUAUUAUUUUGUGUUUUUCUAUAUUGCAUAGAUACCACACAGUAUGAACAAUGUGUUUAUUAUAAUCUAUACUUCGUAUAUAACCACCAACCAUUUUGUUAUCACUAAAGAUUACUUGGUGUAAUUUAAUUAUUUUAGUUGUGCGAAAUGUUAAGCUGUGAUAAAAAUGUUACAUGUUUACAAUGAACUAACAGUGUAUGACAUAAUAUUGAUAUGAAAAUCGAUUAAUCUAUUAAUAUUAUUUUAAUCUUCUUUUUUUUAAAUGGUCUGGGCUGAUGGGGUAGUGAUAAUUUCAAACCCUGCAACAUUAACACAUUAUUACAUAUUCAUUUAAUAAAUUGUAAAACCUUAAGAUUUGUCCUGCUAAAAUACUGGCAUCUUCAAAGAAAGAAACCAGACUAAAUUGCAGAUACUAUGCAAGGUAGAUACAUAUUUUGAAAGACUUAUAUUUCCGUCCAAUUUUCCCAACAGUAUUUUUAUUUAUAUUAUGAUUUAUUCCGUCCAAAAUAGUUUGUUAUUAUCAGAUUAUUGAACUAUGAAUUUUAAAGUUUCAGAAAAAUAUAUUCCAAAAAUAACACUUCUCACAUAAAAAACAAACAAAUUAUUAUGUGUAUGAAAUCUGCAUUGUGCCUAUGUACUUUUGUUUCGUUCAUCUGUAGUAUACAUGUACAUGUAUAUAGAUUUUUUUUUUUUUCAAUAUUUGUAAUUUUCACCAUUUGUAUAGAACACUGUCUGAUCUGUAAAUAUUGAUAAAUUCAAGAUUGGAAGUUUUGUAAAGGGAGAUAAUCGAUGUUGUCUUCUGUGAAAAUAUUUUCUGUCAUGUAGUUGAAGACAUCCCAAAUCCAAAUUUGCUUUGUUAAAAUUUUAUUAUUAUUAUAAUUAUUAUUAUUAUAUGAAAAUUGGAAACCAAAUUUUCAGCUAAUUCUUCAAAACAUUCCAAUUAAAGGCGCGGACCCUAGUUUCAGCCUGUGCAAAUGAACACGAAGUUUAGUUAAUCUACACACCUGCAACACGCAUUGGAUCAGGUUAUAACAGAGAGAAACUAAUGUCUGUGUUAGUUAAAGAGAGAAAUACUAUCUAAAAAUAACUAGAGCUUGUCUCGAUAACUAUUACGUCUCAGGCGAACGAUCUUUAUUCAUAAAAUUAUGAAAAAUACAUUUUAGGGUAUUGAAACAACGUGGAUGACCACAUCCACUUCAGGUGUACAAACAUUAAUAUUCUAAAUAAUAAAAUGUAAGUACUUCUAAUUUAAAUGAUAAAAAACGGGUUUAAUAGUGAAAAAUACACGGUAGUGUUUAAAAACUAGGGUCGCU
Gigantopelta aegis is the source of this 5083-nucleotide messenger RNA. Its product is annotated as doublecortin domain-containing protein 2-like. The transcript has 13 exons. Gene Ontology annotation, biological process: intracellular signal transduction. Gene Ontology annotation, molecular function: protein binding. Bases 329 to 2578 code for a protein of 749 amino acids. Lineage: Eukaryota; Metazoa; Mollusca; Gastropoda; Neomphalida; Peltospiridae. The record is from RefSeq and is a predicted model, not a curated record. Gene Ontology annotation, cellular component: microtubule organizing center; microtubule.